Molecule: messenger RNA, 2162 nt
Organism: Triplophysa dalaica
Lineage: Eukaryota; Metazoa; Chordata; Actinopteri; Cypriniformes; Nemacheilidae
Gene: crbn
Product: cereblon
Exons: 11
Coding region: 6-1388 (460 amino acids)
Biological process (GO): protein ubiquitination
Cellular component (GO): Cul4A-RING E3 ubiquitin ligase complex
Source: RefSeq, a predicted model, not a curated record
UCUUCAUGCUUGUGCUGCUGCGGAUUGUAAACACACGGACUAUGGCUGCUGAGAGGGGCGGAGGCGACAACGACAACAACUUAAACGACGAAAUGGGGAACCAACUACAGCUUCUGCCAGAAAACGAAGAAGAAGAGGAAGACGACAUGGAGACGGAGGAUCGAGAUGGUGAGAGAGCAGAAAAGCCAAGUAUUAUAAACUUUGACACGAGUCUGCCCACUUCACACGCUUAUCUGGGCUCAGACAUGGAGGAGUUUCACGGUCGUACCCUGCAUGAUGAGGACAGCGUGCAGACUCUGCCAGUUCUUCCUCACAUUUCUCUCAUACUGAUCCCAGGUCAGACGUUGCCCUUGCAGCUAUUCCGACCACAGGAGGUCAGCAUGUUUCGCAACCUCAUAGGUCAGGAUCGCACUUUUGCCGUGCUAGCACACAGUCCUGAUACAAGUGGAACAGAGAUGAAGGCAGAGUUUGGGACCACUGCCGAGAUCUAUGCAUUUCGUGAGGAACAGGAGUAUGGAAUAGAGACUGUGAAGAUCAAAGCUGUUGGACGGCAGCGCUUCAGAGUGCAUGACAUACGCACACAAGCUGACGGGAUUCGUCAGGCAAAAGUGCAGAUUUUACCUGAGAGGAUCCUGCCAGACCCUUUAUGUGCUUUGCAAUUCCUGCCACGUUUACAUUCUCACACGGCACAGUCCAAACACACUCAUAUGACACCCCAGCAGGUGCAAUGCAGCCAGACCUGUAGACAGAAAAAAAUGAGCUCUGCUAGUAUGACCUCAUGGCCCCCUUGGGUGUAUUCCCUCUACGACUCUAAAACUCUUAUGAGCAGAGUAAAGAAACAACUACAUGAAUGGGAUGAAAACCUCAAAGAUGAGUCCCUGCCCACAAAUCCCACAGAUUUCUCGUACAGGGUCGCUGCAUGUCUUCCGAUAGAUGAUGCUCUCAGACUGCAGCUGCUGAAGAUUGGCAGCGCCAUUCAGAGACUUCGCUGCGAGUUGGACAUCAUGGACAGGUGCACCUCUUUAUGCUGUAAACAGUGUCAGGAUACUGAGAUAACUAGCAAGAAUGAGAUAUUCAGUCUGUCUCUGUAUGGGCCAAUGGCAGCAUAUGUGAAUCCUCAUGGUUAUGUUCAUGAGACACUUACAGUCUACAAGGCCAACAACCUCAACCUGAUUGGGCGUCCUUCCACACUGCAUAGUUGGUUUCCAGGGUAUGCAUGGACAAUUGCUCAGUGCAGAACCUGUGGUUCUCACAUGGGCUGGAAGUUCUCCGCAGUGAAGAAGGACCUCAGUCCACCUCGUUUUUGGGGUCUAACCCGUUCUGCCCUGCUACCAACUAUCCCGCAAGGCGACGAGGGUGUAGAGGGGUCACGCUUGCUGUGCCUGUGAUAUGAUCUGUGGAUAACCUGUGACCUUAAACCCAAACCCACAAGCGUAUAUUCCCAUGCAGGGUCAGUCUAAAAACAUGAGACUCCAAAACCUCACCCAGAAAGGAAAGUUUGUUUGUGAGAUUGAUUGUGUAGAUGAAUGCAUGAAUAGGGAGAGGAAGGGAAAGGAGACAUGGACGCUUAGGACACUGGAGUAGAAGGUACAACAGAAAGCAAGUAGUUGCAUUUACACACCUUCUGCCGUGUGUAGUACAGCCUGAAACGUGCAAUAUCAGAACAGGUGGGCUCUUUAGGAAAUAACAGUCUGUUGUAAUGUAGAUAAUUUACUUUCUAAGCACACAGAUAACAGGUAUUGAUUCUGUCAUAGAAACAAAUAUUAUAUGCCAGUGUUUCUAUAUCAUGUCAUAUGUGACCAAAGCCUGUGUAGUUGUAAAAACCAAAGUGUGAUUGUUUAAUUUAGUUGACAAAAAAACGAGGGAAAUGUUCUAGGGGUGGAUUUAUCUCAACAGCAAGAGUCCUUUUUCAAUCAUUAUCAGUAGAGUACAUCAACCAAUCAGAUGCUCUUGUACCUGUUUUGCACAAAACGAUAAAAAAAAAACGCUUGAACCAAUCAUUCUCAAGAUGCUAUAUGAUGUUGUGUUUGUGCUGCAAGUUCACGUGACGUCACACAACUGGCCGAAUUUGGCAGCCGGUUUUAUAACGGGAAAUAUCAGGGAGAUCCGCUUUAUGACAUUAAGACCCAAUAUCAUGACUGCUACUAAAAAUAUUGUGUAUA